AUGGACCCGGUGGCGAUCCCGACGCGCGCCGCCGAUGCCCUGCGCGCGCUCGCGCGCUGCGGCGCCUCGGACGUCGGCGCGUGCGCGACGCGUGCGGUCGAACACGUCGCGAGCGGGACCGCGCUCGAGGCCUCGGCGCACGCGCGUGGGCGAGCGAGCGAGACGAGCGAGGCGCUGGGGUGGUUCUUCGUCGCGUGCGUCGAGGCGAGCGUGUCGGAGAUUAUCGGCGAGCUGGGAUUGACAAAGGUGCGGCAGUCUCCCGUCGGAGCCCCUGGGUCGAUCCCGCGCGGGGUUUCGGGUGGAGAGCGGAAGCGGGUGAACAUCGGGGUCGAGCUCGUUGGCGAUCCCGAGGCAAUUUUUUUAGAUGAGCCGACCUCAGGGUUGGACUCGUUUCAGGCGCAGCGGUGCAUUUUCGCCCUACGCGCGCUCGCGCAGACGGGAAGAACGGUGGUGUGCACGAUUCAUCAACCUCGAUCGUCGAUCUACGCCAUGUUCACGCAGCUCUUGCUCAUUAGCGAGGGACGCUUGCUGUACAUCGGAGAUGCGCAGCAAGCCGUAGAGUAUUUUUCGCAACUCAAGUUUGAGUGCCCGCAUUUGACAAAUCCGGCGGACUUCUUCAUGGAUAUCACAUCCGUCGACGUUCGAAAUCCGGAACGAGAAAAAUCAUCAAGAGCAAGGAUCGAGUUUUUCGCCGCCGAGGCCGCGGAGAGGAGGCUCGGCGAGAAGGCUAUCGAACGAAGUCUAGAGAAGCAUCGCGCGAGGACCAUGGCCGCCUCGACGCGGGACGAUGAAGAUACAACACAUGCGUCAUGGAUCAAGCAGUUCAUUCUUCUCACGCAGCGGGGAUCUAAAAAUCAGCGCAGAAACGUCAUCGGUGUCGGAGUGACGCUCGUUAUCGAGCUGGUGUACGCCGCGAUUGCCGCCGUGUUGUUUAGAGGUGUUGGAUAUGACCAGAAGGGCAUUCAAGACCGGAUCGGCUGCCUAUUCUUCGUCACGUUAAACGUGGCGUACACGGCGGCGCUACCUGUGAUCAAUGUCUUCUCUGUGGAGAAGGCCAUCGUCGUCAGAGAGCGCUCAUCCGGCGCAUACCAGUGGGCCCCGUACUACGUUAGCAAGUACGUCGCCGAACUUCCCAAAUUGAUUUCCCGACUAGCGUACACGAGUCUGAUCUACUGGGUCGUGGGACUUCGUAGAUCUGCGUACAACUUUUGGGUUUUCGUCGCCGUAGUCAUCACCGAAGUCAUGUCUAUGACGGCGGCAGGUUUGCUCAUGGCUUCGGCCAUGCCUGUCGGCGCCGCGCUCGCGCUCGGUCCUGCAUUCAUCACAAUUUUUUCACUGUUUGGUGGCAUUUACCUGAACAUGAACUCGAUUCCAGACGGCGCGAAAUGGAUUCGUUUCAUCAACCCGAUAUAUUACGCGUAUGGUGCGCUGGUGGCGAAUGAGUUUGGCGGUGAUGACCUUUCGUUCUCGUGCGAUGCGUCCGACGGCAGAUGCUUGACGACUGGUAAAGACGUGCUCGAACUGUACGCAUUUGCUGACGUGAAAAUUGGAAUCUUCAUCAUGGCCCAGUUUUUACUGCAGAUAGGCCUGCACUUGCUCGCCUAUUUAGGGCUCCUGAGAGCGUCCCAACAGUUCUUGCCUCUCUCUGCGGUAACUCCGAAGGAGGACGUGACUGCUGAGGAAGACUCAAGCGAGGGGAACGAAAAUCGCAAAGAAACGGUUUAG
This is a messenger RNA of Ostreococcus tauri, 1725 nucleotides long. Its product is annotated as ABC transporter, conserved site. Gene Ontology annotation, cellular component: membrane. The transcript has 2 exons. Lineage: Eukaryota; Viridiplantae; Chlorophyta; Mamiellophyceae; Mamiellales; Bathycoccaceae. The coding region runs from base 1 to 1725 and encodes 574 amino acids. The record is from RefSeq and is a predicted model, not a curated record. Gene Ontology annotation, molecular function: ATP hydrolysis activity; ABC-type transporter activity; ATP binding.